Monomorium pharaonis (pharaoh ant) is the source of this 22734-nucleotide messenger RNA. RefSeq names its product neuronal calcium sensor 2. Lineage: Eukaryota; Metazoa; Arthropoda; Insecta; Hymenoptera; Formicidae. The record is from RefSeq and is a predicted model, not a curated record. The transcript has 6 exons. Gene Ontology annotation, molecular function: calcium ion binding. Bases 2426 to 2986 code for a protein of 186 amino acids.
AGUUACUAUAUUAUUUUUUAAAAGCGUGAAAAUAUAAUAAAGCAUAAAGAUUUUUACAAACACGAUUUUCUCAUUAAACGUAUCUGAGUAAUACCUGGCUUAAGCCGAUAUUAAUUUUACUUUGAAAUAAUAUUUUAAAAUAUGAAACUUAAAAUUGUUGAAGUUUUAAAGAAUUUCGAUAUAUUGCGUAUAAAAAUUGUGCAAAAACGAUCUCUGCAUUUAUUUUUGAUAAUGAAAAUACGUUUUAUUGCACGGGUACUUUUUCGUAUCUAUCAGCAUCGAGAAUUCACCUCGAAGCUACAUUUUAAAUAAGUGUUACAUUAAAUAUAAAUUUAUGGAGAAAACACAUAUAUAAUGCAUUAAAUUAGUGAUGCUUAACAAAUAUGACGAUAAUACGUGUAGACAUAUAUAUUUACAAUAUUUACGUGUACACUUUAAAAUCAGUAAUUUAAUAAACGAUGAGCGGUUUGCAUUUUUUAUUAUUCUCGAUUGGAAAGCUAGAAACGUGCAAAAGUUAACGUCGAACACAAACGCACUCGGGACGAUCUUUUUUUUUUUUUACUUUAAUGCAGUUUAUGACACUUCAUAAGAAGUUCCAUCGCGCGGGGAAGAUUCCGCGAUAUAAACGCUUGGAUGUGUGACGCAGAGACGUCUGUUCCUCGUGAUUCGUAACGACGUAAGUUCUCGCGAGACGUAAUCCUCAAACGACGGCCUCGUGCAGCUCUCGUGACCGUCGCGCGUGCAGACGCGGUAUGUAUCAAGAGCCGCGAUCCACGUACGUAUGACAACGGCGAACGUCAACGGCGGACCUGCCGCCGAAGGUGACAGAUGGUGCAACGGAAUGAAGGUGGCGGAGAAUGGAAUUCCGGUAGGAGGUAGAGGAGCCGAAGAGUGGCGGAAUAUACGGCGUGACUGUGCGGUAGGUGCGAAUACUUAUACGAUAGAGAGACGGAAGCGAUGGAACGCGACAGACGGAACAAGAGAGGGAACCGAGAGAAAAGCGCGCACACAAUACACACACACACACACAAACACACACAAAAGCGCAAAAGAGGUGGGAGCUUUCGCGGGCCGUGAGGGAAACCGUCGGCGAGGGACGGCGAGCAGGGGGCGACGGUUGGCCGUGGAGGAGAAGGAGGGAAUGUGGUGGAGGCCGUGAGGAGCAGCCUUACAGGGGGUGGGGAGACGACGGGUGGCGGUGGUGGCGGCGGCCAACACGCAGGAUCAGUCUCGGGGAGAGAGACCUCGCUCCGCCGCUUUCACCUCGCUCUAUCUAGUACCUCCGCCGCACUCGUACACGCUGGAAAACGCGCCGUUCUUUACGCGCCCGAGUAAAGAGGAAGAGGAAAAAAAAGAGAGAGAGAGAGAGAGAGAAGAAACGCGAGUUCGCGCCGCGCGAGUUCCGGUCGGAGUUCCGGCGGAAGAAAUUCGCGGAGAUCUCGACGAACGCACCGUCGGUCCUGUGGCGCCGGGAAGCCUGUUGCGAGUCGCUUCCGUCCGCUUCCUCGCUCUCUCCCUGCCCUUCGCCCUUUCUCCCUGACGUAUUUCCGUUGGAAGGACAGAAAGGAAGGGUCUCCGUCUCCCGCCUUUCCCCCAUUUCUUUUCCUCUCCGUUCAAUCAGCGACGAUCCUCGACGCGUCGAUUGUUGUUGUUUAUUACGGUCAGCGAGAGAAGCCGGUGCAAAAAGAAAGGGAGAGGAAAAUCACCACGAGGAAACGCCGGAGAGAGCGAGAGAGCGAGAGAAGAAACUCGCGUGCGUUCUCGUUCCGUCCUCUUUGAUCCGAGGUACACGCAUCCCACUUCUGUCGGCCGACGAAGGGAUUACGAGGGAGAGGAGCAGUGGGAUACAACGCGUGUAAGAAUCAUGUCACGCUGCUAUCUCCGCUAUCAGCUUGAAAUGGCGAUCUUGGUGCUGUAAAGGAGCGCAAAGAGGACGACGAGGUGAGAAUAAUAUGCGCUCGCGAAUUGCGCGCGAGGGUGCGCGAGCCGGAAGACGACCGAGCCACUACUUGCCGCAGUGACCUGCGAGCUUGCGAGCGGUACGUACGUUAUGUUCGUGGGUUCACGUACGUCGUUCCAUGUGUCGUGAAAGAGCCCGUGCCAACGGCGACGAUCCCGCGGUCGCAGUUUUUCGGACGAACGACGGCUUCUCGUGAGUAAUCCGGGCGAGUUCCUGCCAGCCGCGGAUCUCCCGGGUCCAGCUCCUCAUCUCUUGGCCGUCUCCGUUGAGCGCGCGAAACAGCUCGAGUUCGAAGAGGACUCGGUGCUUGAAGACAAUCGCCUGCCCCUCUCAGUGAACAUUGCUUGUAUUUUGAUUUUUUUUUUUUGGCAAUACAUGCCACACGAGGGGAUACAUCGUGCGCUGUGAGACGUCGCAGCAUCCGCAGAUAUCGUGGGAUCGCACAGACACCGAAUCGAUAUCAAAAUGGGUUGUUUUGGGAGCAAAGACAAGUUGAGCAAAGAAGAUAUGGAGUUCCUCAAGAAGCAUACGCGAUACGAUGAGCCAACCAUAAAAGAAUGGUACAAAGGUUUCAAACAAGACUGUCCUAAUGGCAAGUUAACGCCGUCGAAAUUUGUCGACAUGUACAAAAUGUUCUUCCCGUCCGGCAACGCGGAAGAAUUCUGCGACCAUGUGUUCCGCACAUUCGACAUGGACAAGAACGGUUACAUCGAUUUUAAGGAAUUCCUACUGGCGAUCGACGUAACGUCCAGCGGUACGCCGGAAGAAAAACUGAAAUGGGCGUUCCGUAUGUACGACGUUGACGGCAACGGCGUUAUCGAUAUGCAGGAAAUGACGAAGAUCGUCCAGGCGAUAUACGACAUGCUCGGCUCGUGUUCGAGCAAUAGGCCGGCGGACACCGCGGAGGAGAGGGCGAAGAACAUAUUCGCGAAGAUGGAUGAGAACAACGACGGGCAGCUGACGCAGGACGAAUUCCUGAAGGGCUGCCUCCAGGACGAGGAGCUGUCGAAGAUGCUCACUCCUUAAUCCCGACAUCGCCGCACUUCCAGACGAUCCGUCGACGCGCGAUAAACUAAAGGACACCACACCCCACGACCCCCCACCCACCCCCACACACACACACACACACCCCAAUUUCCCUCGGAGAAGACUCAGCGCCGGCAACAAUAAGCGGCCACCACCGAAACGGAUACUCGUAAACACAUGCACGCAUACAUCAUUUACACGCGACACACGUAUCAACGACAAUUUCCUAUUAACUUUAUGACGUACGCUAUUAUUGCGGCGGUUCGAUAACGAGACCGUCGCUCGUGCCCGGACGGGGAGAGGGCACGAGCCGUGAUAAUGGAGGAGACGAUCGAAGGUGGCAGAUAAACGGGGAGGAGCAGCGAUCCGAUCGAAAAAGAAGCAGAACUCUCUACACGAGGGAGGGACGAUCGCGCUAUACCUGGGCGCAUCGCCAACGCCCAAAGAUUUUUCCCGCACGGUUUUCGGGCUGCACGGGACGGGUGCAACGACGACAGGUGGUGUGUUAAUCGGUGGUCUUGGAGAAGAAAGGGGGUCUUCUCAGCACAGAAUACGACGAGUGUGCGGCAUCAUCAUCGCCGUCGACAUCACGACGGCGGGGGAUCCUUUAAUUAGCUUGUGGAUGUCCUCAUCCAUUUCGUGAAUUCGCCACGUCGACGCAACCGCACGGCGGAUUCCGGCCUCCACGUCGGCCGGAUUCGAGAAACGUCCACGGAGUGCGGUGACGGAAUUAACGAGCGGGAGGCGAACGACACGAGAGCGUCCCGUCGCCCCGCUCGUCCCGGGGAAGGAGAGGCUGACAAUGCCGGGCGCGCCGAGAGAACCCGCGCUCGCGGACACCGACAAUUCGGCGCGGCUUAACUGAUCCCGGGCCAGACGAUUCGCUCGUCUCUUUACCGGAUUACUCGGUCCCGUCUAAUAACACGGAGACCGGAAACCUCGUGAAUCCUCUGAUGCGCUUUAGGAGUCGUUUUUAGAGGUUUUGCAUCGAGGUUCUCUCCGAUUUUGCUUGUCAGACACCCGAUUCGACGGGUGUCGUCGACACGACACGGAUCUGAUUCUCAGAGUAAUUCCCAGAAGGUUUCCGGGUGACCAGACUCCGAUUAUUUUUGCAAACGCUCUCACUUCGUCGUAGUAGAAUCGGUCAAAUCAGUCGUCAAACGCAUUUUUUUUUUUCAAUUUGUUAGAGCACUCUCUAAAUUACAAUCAAUAAAAAAUAAUUGAAAAUACAAUGGAUUUUCAAUGGUAUACUUGCUUAAUUAUUGAAAUAAAUACACUGAUCUUCUAGUGAUAGUACAUUAAUUUUGAAAUUGAAAUCACUAAAAAAUAAUGAAUACUCGCUAAUUAUCACAGUUAUAAAUAUACCAUUGCAAAUCAGUGAUAGUACACUGAUUGCACUUUAAAGAGCUUUAUUUUCACAACUUGAUUUAAACAUCUAUGUAAGCACAUUCUUGUAUGCGCAAAUCACUUUAAAUUGCAAUCAGUGUAUUAUUACUAAUUUGCAAUGGUAUACUUGUAGCUAUGAUAAUUAGUAUGUGUUUACUUUAGAAUUAAUGUAUAAUUACAUCAAAAUUAAAUGAAAAAUCAGAUUUAUUUCACUGCUUGACAAGUUAUAAGUACAACACUGAAAAUCAAUGUAUUUUCAUUAAUUUCAUUGAUGUUUUACUGAUUGUAAUUUACAGAGAAUGGAUCUUAAAUGUAAAUAGCUUUUAAAUUUGUAUAAUUUUUUAUUUGAGUCUCGUAAAUUUGUUUUUCCAAGAAUUUUUCUUGAAUCUCCUCGCGCAAAGACCGCUUUUUCCAAUUCUCUGUAAGUACAUCAGAACAGCUCAAAGCCGACUGUGAUUUCAAUCUCGUAUAAGCUACUUGUUUAUCACUGCUAAUCUUCAUUCCAUUACUCAUUCUGCAAGAGUACCCGCUUGCUUGAUUAGAUUACGUCGUGGGAGUUACGGGCUUUAUUCGCGUAAUCCUAAUCAUACAGAAAUUCUAAAUAAGAUAACGGAGAAGAGACGCGUGUGCGGCGCAUCAGAGGAUCACGAUCGGGAUUAGGACCGAUCGAAGUCGGCGCGAUCGGCUCGAAAUCGCGAAGAAUUUCACGCAAGAGUUUGCAGAAUAUCGAACUGGAAUUUCGCGAGAGCGGAGAUUACUCGCACGAGUGAGCCUCGUAGAAUUAUUUUAACGAUUGCGAGGGAUGCGUGCCGUAUGCUCCCUUUGUCUCUUGGGUCCGUGUCGAUCGAUUGAUCGUAAUUCCAAGAUCGGCGAGGGGAACGAUUCAUCGGCCACAAAAGACGGUGUUACGCGCCCGCGCGAGGUGCUGACACAACGAAUUGCGAAUUACGAGAUAAUGUCGAUUAGUUAGGGGGAAAGGGAGGGGAAGAAUAUCGCUUACGAGGGGGUGACACAGCGUUAAUUUUAUACCGGUACACCGCGGGAGCCCCGUUGUAUCGUCGACCAGCACGCGCGUCAUCCCUCGCUGGGAAAUCGAUACGCAUACGCUGCUAUUACGGCGGAUGCGGAGUGCACCUGCAGUACGGAUCGCACGUAUGCAUUAUCGUGGUCGCCAGAGAUCCACCGGAUGUCCGUCUCGUAUGGAUUAGGGGAACGAUAGCGAGAAAGAUGGAAGGUGACAAACGCGAAUAUCAAUUUCCGGACGGCCAAAAUUUCCAUGUGAAAUCCACGCGAGUUGCGUCACAAAUUCUCCGUGUUCGUUUUCCGUUUAUUUUCUCGCUUUUCUCUUUCUUAGGUAUGUAACUAAAUUUUUGAUAUACAAGGUAUAAACGAAUAAAUGUAUAAAUAUAACCGUUUACAAAUAUUUAAAAAAGUUCAUAUAAAAGUGAAUUCCGAAACAUUUAGGUAGCAAAAUUUUUGUGUAAAAUAGUAGAAUAUUUUGUAACCAAAGCAACGAACAAACGUUUUAAACAAAAAUUGUAUUCUGUGUGAAGGAGGGUAAAUAAUGGUAAAAUUACAUUUUGAAAAAAUAGAUUUUAUUAUUUUUUUUUUAAUAAAAUGAUAUGACUACAUAAUAUGAUUUUUUAAAUAAUAUUGCAUUAAAAAGUAUUAAAUUGAAAUUAUCAAAAAAUUAAUAAUUUACGAGAUAUUUUAUAUUUUUUCUGAUUCUCAUAUUUUGGUAUAAGAUCAGUUGCUUUGUGUUUUUAACAAAAUAUUUUAUUCUGUUUUAUAAUAAAAUCCUUUCUAUCUCAAAAACUAAACGUUUUUAGAUAUUUACAUUUAAAUAUUUAUAUAAAUUCUUUUUUUUUUUUUUUAUUUAGUUGGUGGAAAAAUACGUUCCCUAUGAUAUUUGACAUUUAUUCGUUUAUUCGUUUAUUCCUACUCUUCAUCUCUUGACUGUUAUUAGUUUACAUUUAAAUUUAUAUAAAGGAGUUUUUUUGAUAACGAUAAUCAUUGAUACAGUUGGCAUAAAAAUCUAAAUGGUAUCUAAAAUCAUCAACUUUAAAUUGAUUCUAAUUUAUUUUUUCUCUUCGGGAAAAAUAAGAGAAGGUUGAAGAGUAAAUUAAGUUAAAGAGUUAAUCGAUGAAACCGACUUCUUUAAUUGAAUUUGAUGCAUUAAUUUACCUUUACUAAGAUUCGCAACGAUCGGUUCGCAACACGAAGUGAGCUCUUUUUGUCACGUUGUAAUUACACGAUCCGGAAAAAGGAGGUAUAAUUAACUCCACUCAUCGCUCUAAUCGAUACGAAGGGAAUCGACCUUACGUAACUGCAUAACGAUCGCUUUAAAUCCAUUCGACGGCGUGCUCGUCGACAUUCCGACACCUUUCAUUACGAAAAGGCUCCGAUGUUUUCUUUUUUUUUCCCUUUUUUUUUUACUCAAAUUCACAUAGCAUGUGCCGAGACACGCGUGUGCCCGCGAGGAACACAAUGUGCACCGAGGUCAACGCGCUUCUUCGUGCAUGUAUUUCGAGAUUUAUGAACAAGCGUUACACGUGCGUCGGAUACGCAACAUACUUCGCAUGGCAUACAUAAAUCGGGAAGCUUGCGGCACGUGCGAAAACGGAAUUGGUCCUUCGCCGUCGAGAAUCCUGUGCCUUGCGUCGAGUCAGGGAGGUAAGUCAUCACAUUAUUUUGUACAAAAUGUGAAAAUUUUUGUUCAAUGCUAUUUCGAAUUAUUUGCGAGCGAUCUCUUCUUACCGAGAGAUCGAAGAAAACAAAAAUAUUGCUAAGAAAAAUUGUUAGCUAAAACGUUCUCCAUCUUACCGAAUGGUCUAUCGUUCUUUAAUGACGUUCUAAAAUUUUCUGCGAAUACAUCUUGCAAUGGUUUUACCGUAAUGCACAGAAUUAACGGCGCACGUUGUACAUAUUUAGAUAUCAAUUCUAAAUCGGUUCCAUGGGAGAAAUGAGCAUUAAGCCCGCGGUACAUCUACUGUGUCUUGUUCUUGAUUUAUCUUUUCGUGUAUGCUGCUACGAAUGCUUCCACUGCACGCUGAUAUCGUUACAGAUUGCACCGUAAUUGCUUGGUUAUCUGUUUCCGAUAGUUCCGCAAUAUUUCUCGCGGUUUGCACGGUAAUUUGCGGCUGCGGAGUCUUUAUUUUCGCUACAAUGACUAAUCCUUCCGUGUGCACAGAUUUCCAGAGGGAUUAGAAAUCCUUCGACUUCUAAUAUCUCUUCCUAGACGAAGUGACCGAAAGUUACUUAUAUCCCGAGUUUCAUUUCUAAUAAAUAAGAAUAUAGGUCAUAUCUAUAUAGAAAAUUCUUAAAAGCAAUAAAAACGUACGUUGAAAACUCCAUUUUUUUCCACGAGAGAAAUUUAUCGGGCAAAUAAUUUUAUUCCUUGGAAACAAAUUAGACAAGUAUCGACAGAUACGAGAGAUUGAAGUUUGUAAACGAUAUAGAUUCUCGCGUUUAAGUUAAAUCAAUCGGCAAGCGUAUUCCCUAGGUCAUUCCAAAACACAUACGCUGCAACUUCGUGCAAGCUCGUGUCGGGUAAGGGAAAGCGAUCACAAGCACGUAUGUGUGCCGCGAGCUUUAAAGAGAAUCAAUCAUGCAGUGUAAUAAGAGUCAACUUGGAGACGCGAAGGCCAACGAUAAUUUUCGCACCGUACGAUUACCUUCGGAUACUUUUUCUGCCGUGUAGCGUCGCGCCCCGACGCGAUAAAUUCUCACGUGCGAAGCGACUCAAUCGCGCUUGGAACACAUUGUGAUCCGCGCGGAUCCCUGGUGAACAGAAAAAAAGAAAAUUCGUUGCACUUACAUUCGCAGGCUUUUAAUCGAUCGACCGAUCGUAUGUUAAUGCAACGGGUAAACUGGACUCGAAUAAAAAUUAGUUUUCGGAACUCUCCGUGAAGACACUAUGACUAUAUUAAGCCAUUAAUAAGUAGUAAGAAUUACAAAGAGUCUCGAGAUAACACAAGAAUUUGAGCGAUUUAGCAGCCGAUAGUAGGAAGAUAAUAUGAAAUCAAAACACGUGGGUACGACUCGGUUCCCUGUGAAUCAUAAAUCACUAUGUUGAAAUGACUGUAAUUAUUGAAUUCAUUGCUUUGUAUAAGAUUAUUUUUUUAAUAAUUUUGUCGAAACAUGCUGGAAACAUAACUUAUAAUUUAAUAUACAUAUUUGUUGCGUUAGAACAUAUUAGAAUUAAUAUUAGUGUUAAUUACUUUCUCCAACAUAAUGAUUUAUGACCUGCACGUGAACCUGAUUCGGAUUUGUUCAUGAAAUAGGUAUUUAUUAAUCCGAUUAAAACAUCCGAGAUACAAUAUUCUCUGUGCAAUUGUUAGGACACUCUGUAUAUUUGUAUAUUAUCUCGUAAGAUGAAUCAAAUUGAUGAAUAAUCACUAUGGAAAUAAUAUCGAAUUAAUUCAUAGUCGUGAACACCGAUAAAAUAUAUUGAAUGUUGAAUAUAAAAUAAAAUAAGAUACUCGCGGCGCGAGUAAAGCAGAGUUAUAAAGCGCAAUUGUACAAACAAUUGUUUCCUCUCUGUCGAUCAGAAAUAUUAUUAAAAUCAGUCGAUGCGUGCGAAUGAAAGAGAGAGAAAGAGAGAGAGAGAGAGAGAGAGAGAGAGAGAGAGAGAGAAAGCGUAUAAAGGAGCUUUUAAUUAAAAUUUCAAUUCAUCCUUCAGUGUCGUUCGCCUGCAGUUAUUAAAACGGAUAAAGAAGAACCAGAGAUAUCUAAAUCUCGAUCGACAAGGUGGGCGAAUGUUGUUAAAAAUUUUACAUCGCAAUGCAUAGAUUACGAAUUGCUUGUGAUAUCGAUUCGGAUAUAGAUUUAUUAAUCGAGGUGGGUUCUACUGUAAUACUUGGAUAAACGUAUAUUUGAAAAUUCUAUGUAUUUUACGGGUUUCAUAAAGAAACUUUAGCAAUCUACGUAGAAUGAUGAACGUCUUGAAGAUGAUAGCGUUACAGAUUGUACGUCUUACAGAGAUCUCUUAUAAUUAAACGAUCGAUAGGUUUAAUAGAACGAAAUCUCUUUGGCAAGUUUGCAUGUAGGAAGAUCACGGUGAGAAAUUUGUUUUACGAAUUGGUAUUCUCGUCCAAAUUAUUAAACUAAAAAGCAUCUGAACUCUGUUUCGUAUUUUCCAAAUAUCAAAACACAUUUUUUGUGCUCUCAACACGAAUGUCUUCUACACAAACUGCAUCUUUCCUAUUCUAUACAUAUAUAUAUAUAUAUAUAUAUAUAUAUAAAUUGUUGAACUAUACUUCAAAUUAUUAAGUUUUCUAAUUUUCGAGUAAAAAGAGUCAAAUACUUCAGGGACUUGUCAAGAGCGCGAGAUGAAUGUGCGAUAAAUUAGAAAUUCUUAAAAUGUUAUACGCGUGCCAUUGCAAUAUAUUGUACGUUGUGUAGUGGAUUAUUCAGUGGAUAGUUUAUAAAUGCGUAAUUAGCGAGGGGGAAAUUUUGGGAUAAUAAAAGUACAUUCGCUCGACUGGCGUAAAGAUGUCGUCCCGUUCAGGAACACACGAAAGUUAUCCGUUGGUACCACGAUUAACGGAUGAUAUCGACAUUAAUCGGCGACCAAACUUGAUGAAUUUGCCAAUUGCGAAUGGUGGUAAUAAAAAAUUAAUUAAUAGUACCAAAAUUAAGCUACUAAUAAGAUUAAUCGAUGGAACCAAUCAAUUAGGCUCGUACCUGUGUUAAUGGAUGGUAUCAAUUUUCAUCAAUGGUACUAAUAUAGCACCAAAAUUAAUUCACAGUACCGAAACGGAUUGAUACCGAGACCUAACCGGCUUUACAAUCUACUCUAACCCGCGUGAAACGGUCGCGCUUAGGGAGGGCGCCCCGCCUCCUUUUCGUAUUAAUUAACAAAGAACAACGAUAAGCGGACCACAAUGUGUUACUGGCACGUCGCGCUCCGACGUAAUAAAAAUCGCGCCACGAAGCGGAAACUCUAUCUCCUAUCUCCGCAAAAGCACGCGAAAACCGCAUUCUUUCUUUACUUUCCUCGGCGGCGGGGUACGUAGAUGAGAUUAUGAGAUAUAUGUCGUGUAGGAUGGAUAAUUCACAUUUCCGCGGUCUGAAACGUCUGAUAAUCAUUAGGGAAGACACAUGUCGCUCGUGCACUCACUCUAACGAGGUGAUAGAUCAUAGCGUUUACUAGCAUUCGACCAAUUGCGUAUUUUUCUUAGAAUACGAUGCGCUUUUUCGGAUUUAUAAGCGCGCGGUCGGGUUCUCUCGUACCUGUAUCUUCUCCUCUGCGCUCCUCGUGUCGCGGUUCUCCUCGGAAACACCGUCGAAAUCAUCACAAUCGCGCUCGCCGACUCGAUCGAUUUCGGGCGCGGUUUUACCUCCUUGCAUAAAUCAGGCAUACAAAUUAGAGACGUACCGUACACCCAAAUGGAACAAGGGAUGUCGCAAAUCUCGCGAAAGUCAUGUCGGAGAAUCCGCACAGACGGCAGACGAUCUAGUCGAUUUUUAACGUAACAAACGGAAAUUGCAUCGAGCGGCGAUUUGAAAGAGAAAUUGAUCGACUCGCGCGAUGUAAUGUCGAAGAACGGCUCCGCGCCGUCGGAAUAAGUAAAAAAUACGCGCUCAUAUAUAUAUUUAUAUUAGGCUAGGUACAUAUCAUCGGCUCCUUCCAUGACGCGCGAGAGGCAGAAGGUCCUCUCGCUUCGCGAUUUUACUCUCUAUGUGCUUCAAUCGCAAUUACCACGAUUAAGUCAAUUUUAAACGAGGAAGAAGAAGAAAAUGAAGAAGAGAGAAAAGCUCUAACUAUUCGUUAAUACGAUAUUUCGAAAUAUAUAUAUAUAUAUAUAAACGUACAUAAUUAUAUAUAACGUGUUAUAAAUAACAUAUAUUCUAUGUGUGUAGCGGAUCUGUACCAGUAAAAGCGGUUUUGCUUACUGGCGGUGACAAAAUCGAUCGCGCAUUUUUGGAAGGGGGAAAAACUGAAGGUUCAAUUACUCCGCGUUGCUUUACAAUGGUGUCCCAAAAAUUGUAAGAUAUUCUGAACAGAGGCGAAUCAAAGAUUUUGCAUAUGCAAGUAAUGAGGAGACUGUGUUAAAAAAAAAAUUACAAAAUUCAGUAAGAUUUUUUAAAUUGAAAAAGUGUUAAAUUGAUAUUUUUGAAGAAAAAUUGGCGUUAUGUUACAUUGUCAAAAAAGUGUUUUAAAUCAAGGAAGUGAUGGUAAAUCGAUAACUCAUCGUCAGUUUGCAAGACCUAAGAUAGACGCAUUCGUUGAUUUACGUAAAGAUACACACUCGCGUUCUAAUCGCUAAUUGCUAAACCGGAACUCGAUUACUUCGUAAAUCCACGCACGAUUUCCGGGUAGACUGGGAGGGGGGGAUAAUGCGGGGAACCGGACAUCGCAGCUCUCUCCUCUCGAAUAGAAAGUGCAGCAUUGACAAUCGACAUAAUAAAAGUUCCCUUUUACGAAAGAGUCGACGUACGUAGACGGGAGGAUUUUUUAAAGCUUAAGAACGGACCUAAAGUGCAUUACAUUAUUAGAGGAGCCGUCAUUUGCGUCUCGAUUGUCGCCCCCUUCGAUAAGUUUGUGCGCAUGUAUGUGUGUAUGCACACUGAAAAAAAGAAUUUAGUAAUAAUAAUCAAGCUUUGAUAAAAUAAUUUCAAUUAAUCUAACCAAAUAUUUAGUAAUUAUAUCAAUAGUAACUAAAUAUAAUAAUACAGAGUGUUUGCUGUCGGAAAAAAGAUUGGAAAAUUUGGAGUUUUUAAGGAAUUUUUAUUCUCGAAAAUUAUCAAAUUUUCAUAGGAUUUUAUUAUUCUGAAAAUUUUUUGGACUUUUUUUUGAAUUUAAAUUUUAUCUUUUAUUUUCUGACAAAAUUAUUUCUUGAAUAAUUUUUUCUUGAUCAUCCCUAUCAAUUAAUUGUCAUUGUAUUUAAUCAAUGUGCAUUUGAAUUGCAGAUAGAUUGUUACAAUUACUUUAUAUUAUUUUUUUCAGUACUUUUUAGUAUUUUUUUCAAAUUAAUACUUAUAACACUUAUAAGUGGCUUUUUUGUGAUUGUAUGAAUUAGGAAACGUUAAAAAGUCUAAUAAUAAAAUAAAUUCAUUUCAAAACUGCUUAUUGUUCAAAAUUAAAACAUUCUUUAAUCUUAAUUUUUAGAAUUUUAAAUAAGAUCCCUGGAAAAUAUUUUACAAAAUUAAAGUAGACAGUACCCUGUAAUAGGAAUCAGUCGAUUACUAAAUAUUAUACUAAAUACUUGAUUACAUCAAUUGAUAUUUGAUCGAAACUAUUUCAUCAAAGCUUGGUAGCUAUCAUUUGGCUUGAUUAUUAUUACCAAACUUUUUUUUUUUUUUUUUAGUGCACAAACUCUUCAGAACCGCCAUUCCGUUGUACGUACACGCAGUAGGAAUGUAACACGCACAUAAAUAUGCACGCACGUAAGCGAACGUGCGCGUCCAGAACUCAAAUUUCCGUCGUUACCACAUUAAUGGCGUAAUUUCGCUAGCGGGCUGUUCGCGCGCAAAUUGUUAAGCGCAAAUCAAAUCGAUCUCUCCUCCGUCUCCCCUUUGUCUAUCGAGAUCUCCAUUUCCGCGGUUUCCGGAUAGAUUGUUUACGCGCGCGACGCAGACCUUCCAUGGGAUCAAUCGGGAUAACUGUCAACGCCGAAACGUUCUCCGAUAGAUGGUAAUUGAUCGAUUAUCACCUUGCAAAUUAUUCGCAGUAUUCACGUUAAUGAACAGUUGCCCGUUUUUUAUCAUCGCCGAACGAUUUCGUCGCGGUCGCCCCGAUUGAUCCCGAUUCUUACGGGUCGCCGCGGAGCGACGAAGAUAAAGUCAAUUCCAGGUCAAUGAGGACGCGAUAAUUAAUGUAACGAGGAGAAAACAGCGGACGCAAGCCACUCGAUGAUUCGGGCCACCGUUCUUUAAAGUCCAUGCGAUUUUAUAUUUUUCUACGCCUUUCGCCCUCCGUUAUCGCUUGCCCUUCGUCAUCUCGCGUGUAUGUGCCCUCACGAACGGAACGCGUUCUAAACUAGUACGAUCUAAGUGACAGACUUUAUAUCGAAGCAUUGCCGUAUUGUUUCGUCGCACAACUGAAUUCUCACAUAACCGGAAUACCCUUUGGACAAUGUUUCCCCGAUCGUAAAUUCCGCUUGCAAUUUCGCCAAUUCCUCGGUCGGCAGAAAUAUCUCGCGCCGUUUGACAUUUGACGAACGUUUCGUCGACAGCAAAGAUAAGAGUCGCGAAGAUAACUAGUGGUCCAAACCAGCAAAGCAAAGUUAUUGCUUAUUGCGUGUUUUCAUUGGCACCCCCCGAUUCUAAUUGCGAACGUUGCGUCACGUAUUAUUCUUCUCGAGAAACUACGAAUUUGAUUUUGCAUUUGGGAACAAGGGAAAAAAACACUUCUUCCCUCGUAUAUACUUUUCGGAUCUACCUCCGAAUUUUAUACAGAAGAUUCAAUCUCGUCCCGCUGAAUGACACGAUUAGAGAAUUUCGAUUGGUACAGGAUGGGGAGGGGUGUUCCGGUCCCCGUGACAGCUAAGUGCGAUCUCGCACUGGUCGAUAAAUUUAAUCUCCUGGGAAACAUCGGCGCCGUCGUCUGGUCGAUACGUCGAUGCCGAUCUGAUCUGUCGAAGGAUCAAUCCCGGCCGUAAACGGUACGUGCGAGUUCUACCCUUCCCCGCCGUGGUAGCUGCGUAUCUCGAUUCAUUCGCUUGGUAAUAUCGAUGAGUUGGCGCCACACUGCAAUUUCCGCAGUCCGGCCUUACUUGGCAGAAAGGUACCUCGCCCUUAAUCCUCCACCCUGAUUAAGCACGUCGCAGUAUCAUUUAUUCAGAUAACAACCUGCAAACGCCUUAAAUCAGUGGUUUCCCCAGUCUUCUUGCUGUGUAUAUUUCUUGCUCGCUAACGUUUACCUCAAAUACGUCUUGGAAGUGUUACCUCACAUUCAUUUUCAGGAUAAAUGUUUAAUUUAUGCGGCAAUUAAAAAUAUCUAACUGCACUUCAGAAUGUAGUGUUAACAUUUUAUAGAAAUGAAAACAACUUUAUUGAGUUUUUUCUGAUUCUAAUGACGAAAGACUUGGACAUUGGAAUUAUAAUAAAUCUGUUUGAAAAUGACUAAUUUGUAAUUUUUUUCAAUGAUUUUCCGUGAUUUGUCGCAAUACAUAAAUAAUUAAAUUUAUUAAUUCACACUUUUUUAAUUGUUUUCUAUUUUAUAUACAUAUAUAUGUUAAAUUAAUAUAUAUAUUAAUAUAAUUUGUAUAUAAAUUUUUACUUUAAUUUUGUACCAUGUACAGUAAAGUUUUGCUACAAAAUAUAAAUAUAGUUUCAACUUGGUGUGUGUGCUUUGUGAUAAACGAUUUAAAUUCUAUUGAAAUUGGGUUUCUAUUUGCUUGGGUUUAGAAUCAAUUGCUGUCCCGUGGGACACUGCCUUACCAAUUAACUUCUCAAUAUAAUCGAAAUCCCUACUAGUACAAUUAUAUAUACCAGCUUUUCAGAUCGAUGUUAGAAAUUAGUUUAGCCUUUGAAGAGAAAUCCUUUGUGCGAUAUACCUUUCUCUCGAGUGUGCGCUUUCCAAUUACGUGAUAAAUGACAGACGUAUGCUCACCCAGAUAAAAACAUUCAUCUUCAAGAUAGUAAAGUUAAAAAAAAAAAGGACGCUUAUAUUUGUUAUGUAAGCCGUUACAUUACACAAACUCCAUUUUUCUGUGUUUUAAAAAGUUUAACGAAUUUGAUCCUUCCUGCGAGCACGUCUUAAAUUCCUAUUACGGUGUCCAGUUUCGAUCGAUGGUAAAUAAAAAAAAAAAAAAAAAUCGACUAACAUCAAUUUGUAGCGAGAUAUAGAACUGCGUGCAUCUAAUAACUCGGGGCCGCGAUGGCAGAAGAUCCUUCCCUCAAAAAGUCGGUCGGAAGGAGAUUAAUCUAGGAUACGCUCGCGUUUACGGCUACGUAAUUACAGAUAACGUAGCGUAAUUACUGUGUUAUUCCGACGUCGCUCUUACUGCAUUGAAUAUUCAUUUGAUCUAGAGUUAGGACUGAACGGUAAAUCCUGAGAGAGGCGCCGCGUCUCGUGACGUCCGGGAGCUUACCCGUGAAGGAGAUAUCCAUGCCGUUCCGGUAUCACGCCUCUUGCCUCGGAGCUUUGCACGCUCGCGCAGAAUUAACCUUCCGAAGGGCUAAGUCAAUAGUUCAUGCAACAUUAUCGUCGCUGUCUUAUUAACGGAAAGUAUUUUGUACAUGUAUAUAUAAUUAUAUAUAACAUAUAUAUAUAUAAUGUCUAGUUUAACUGGUAUCGCCUUCGUCGCCAAAUGAAAUCAAAUCGUAUCUAUUAAGAACGGUAAACGUGAUCGUUUUUAAUUAGGAGACUUUAUUAUAAGACGAUAUGUAUAUACGUGUGGGUACGUAAUCUGGAUCGUAGUUUUUUGUUGUUGUUUUUUUUUUUUCAUCGUGACUCACUUGAACUACUUAUGAGCAAUUAAUUCGCUGAGGAUAAACCCCCUCUGCGAAAGCUGCCCAUUUGUUUUUCUCUAUCUUCAAGUCCGCUCUAGUAUAGAGUACUGAUAAUCCUAAAACACACAAAAAAUUUGUUUCUGAACUUUUCAAGCUUUCCAUUUGUUUUAUCGCUAAUUUUCUUUACAUUUACUCUUAUUAUGUUAUUAUAAUAUUUAAAUUAUUUUCAUAAAAUGAUAAUCAUGCGAAUUGUUAAUUAUUUCGCAAAACAAUUACUUCUGCUUAAUCGGCGCGCAUUAAUUAAUUACACGUUUUACGUAUGUACACACACAGUUUAAUCAACUAUAAAUGUUAACUGAAAAGCGGCAAUCUUACUAUUAUCAAUACGUGCUAAACGGAUAAAUAGACCAGCAAUGAUGAAAGUAACGCGCUUCAGCUAACUCGGCAGUCUGCAAUUUAUACAAAGCACCCUCGGAACAAUUCAAAAGAGCACAAGCGGCGUAGUGCAGCUGUGACUCGUCGUUAGAUCGCACCGCGGUAGUUUGCAUUAUCGUAUUUCGCGUUUCGAAUAUUCUCGCUUCGCUAAGAGCGUGUUCUAAGCAAGGAGGAAAGCUCUAGGGUAGAGAAUAUUGCAAGAGAAUAUCUUUGGGUUUCUGACACUGCUGUCACAUAAGAAUUUAAGUAGAGAAUUACAUAUCUUUAGCAUGUCUUUAUGAAUAUAUUCAUAUUUCUAAAUUAUUAUUAUUAAUAAGCAUAUCUCUUCUCACACAUAUUUCACAUUUAUUCUUUGGUAAAUUUGGAGCUUUUUUUAGCAAAUCCAAAUAGCUCAAAAUAAGGUGAAAAGUUAAUAAUUUUUGCGGGUCAAACAAAGGAUAACAUUGCAAAAUAAAAAGUGAUGGAACCAUGUGUUUGAAUUGCAAAACUAUGUUUUUCAAUUUAUCUCGGAUAGAGAAAUUCAAUAGACUUCUGAUUUGAAGUUUAAUUGUAAAAAUAUGUAAUAUGCUGAAGAUUGAAAAGUUAUGACAAACAAUGACGUCUUCGAUACUUUCCGUUAAGAAAAUAUCGACUCGAAAUUAAUCAAAACAUUUGUUAUUUGAAAAUAAUGUGUGAGAAAUAGAUAUGAGAAGUAAAUAUAUAAAGUACUCUGUAUAUUUAUAUUUAAUUCUUCGAGAUUAAUCAGUGCUUAAGCGAAAUCUUUUAUUUUCAUUGCGAAAGAUAUAUGAUCAUUACAGACGAGAUUAUUUAUCAAUGGCAAUUCUAUUUUCUCGCACUGCAAAGUGUUCAAGACGUAACUACUUUUCACGCAAAUAGAUAAAUCUCUAAUUACCCUAUAUCAAUUCCAUCCACGGUCACGCGUUCUUCUUUUUUCCCCGAAUAAUUCGCUGUUCUUAUAGCGCGAUCCUGUACGAGGGGAGAAACCGGAGGUUAAUAUCCGCUAACCUUGCUUGCUAGUGAGCCACAAUCUUUUCUCUUUUACGACAGAAUCAACCCCUAACGUGGUCAUAACGAGGAACACGGGGACUGAGACGCGAAUCCUUGAUCGAUGCUCUAUGAGAUAUAUAUCUGAUGAAGGAGCUACUCGUGGGGAAUGUACUGCCGUUAAUUACAGUCCUCGAUUCGUAAUCGCUUUAAGCAUUGUGUACCAUAGAUGACUUUCCCGGAAUGGACCUAUCGUGAACAUCUCUCCAUUAUUUAGCUCGUAGACUACUUAGGACCAGAUCGCUCGACGUAUGAGGAAGAAAUAUUAUAUAUUCGUACAAGUCUUAAAUUAUCUAAGGAAUAAGUAGUCAAAGCGGUAAAGACUUUUGCUUUUUUUUUUUUAAAGCAAUUUCAAGAAUUUACAAAAAGCCCGGUGUUCCAAGAUUUCAAACAAGUGUGUCGCCGACCGAUAGUCAAAGACUCCUCAAGUUUAUUCCUGUGUAUGAGAAUUAGAAAAUGUACAUAGAGUCUCUCAUAGAUAAAUCCUAGAAAGAUUUAGAUCAGAUUAUGCUCUAUAUUUGUGGUCUCACCGAAAUUACAAUUGCUUCGCGUAGCUUCACUUGUACACGGUAAAUAUUCCUUCUUUGCACGUUGCACAAAAAAAGUGCUCCAUAAGACGAGAUACAUGACGAGUAACUUGGUAUAGACAUAAAAAAAAAAACAAAUUUUAUAAAUAUGUAAUAUCUGAAGAAGUUAUUAAUAAUUAACAGGAUUCUCGUAGACAUUGAAGCUACUUUGUUAUAAAUGACAUCAUUAUAGACAUUAAACGGUCUUAAAUAUUAAUGUUAAAUCUUUCAUUGUGGCACAAACUGACAAUGUUGUCUUAUCUCUACAGUACUUAAUAAAAGAAUAAGCAAUUAUCCAAUCGUAAACAACAGGCAUCUAAGACAUGUUUGACUAUCUAAUAAGCUUUAGAUUGGGUCCCGAAAUUCUUAUCGUCAGAAUAUUCCAAAAGAAAUUUUCUAGUAUGUAAAUAAAUUUUAUGCUUAACUUGAACGGACUCUUGAUAGAAUAAUGACACACGCAUUUUUGUCCGCCUGUCCGCGAUAAAAAAAAAAACAGGUUACUUCUAAUCUUAAGAAAAAACAAACUUGUAAAAAAUAAACCAUUAUAUAGUUUUUAUUACAACGUAACGAGAAAAUUCAAGUUAAAUGAGGCGUCUCUUAGAUACGUCUAUUUUAGACGCUUACACCACCUAGAUUUUUAGCGGAAAAUUGCGACAUAUUUCAUUAGGUCGACGUAGAAGUUAAAUCCCGGGUGGAUUACGAGGAUAUUCGCAUAUUUCCGAUUUUAACGUGAAAACGAAACUCUAUUUGAUGACGUCGAUUGUAUCGAUCGGAACUAUUGAUAUGGUGCACGAUAUUUCCAUCUACUCGCACUUUAACGACCAGCAACUAUCUUCUCGGAUACAUGCAAUGUCAUUGAUCGCCUGGUCUGCUAUUUUCGCAUUAUGUCCAACACGCGAGAUGUGGAUUACGAAGCUUCACAGAAGUCGUAUUUCAAAUGCGACAUGUAGCACGAACAUGUUUAAAUCAAAUCUUUAACUACCAAUUGCAUAAUUUCGCGAGCAAUUAAAAUCAAUCAUACGCGGGAUUGCCGUUGUUGUGGAUAUUUAAGCGACGAUCACAAUGCACGUUUUUGCCAAACGACAUCCGUUUUCUGAACACGAAGAAUAAAAAAUAGAAAACGAGUCUUGUAAAAUAUUACCACUAACUGGAUAUAAAUUGCGCAUGAUAAACUUAUAGCGCGUAAACUUAUAUCUACAUUUGAGACUACAAUCUGGAUUACGCAAUAGCUCUUGCAGCCACUCUGCUAUGACGUACUACUUCCGACUUUAUUGGUGCUUUCAUUAUAUCUUUGUCAAUUUGUGUAGAAUUAAUUGACGACGUAAUCGUCUGAUGCCAAUUGUCAGUCACGAUUUUUUUUGGGGGGGGGGGGGGGACGCGCGUUUAAUCGGCUCGGAAAAGUAUCAAGACUGACUGUCGAGACUUGACUGUCGCGUGUAAAGUUGCAUUUUGAAUCAAGCGUGAACUUGCGAAACCGACCGUUUAAAUUUCGUUACCUCGCUUUUUACCCCCGUUAUUUAGGAGCUAAGGGCAAUGUACCGCUUAAAGAUGAUUACGUCAUCAAGAUGCCGAUAACGUACACACAAUGCGGCAAACGCGCCCAGAAUUUCGCGGGCACGCUACUUCCUAAUUAACUCGACACAAGUCCGCUUAUCUAAAAACUCAGACUCCCCAGGCGUAUUACCCAGACGUCCUUGCGAGAUAAUUGCCCGGGCGCGGCACUUUGCAUACGACGUUGUUCCACAUUUCAAGUAAAAUCGCUUUUCCGGAGAAGGCCGUUACCAAUCGGAAUACGAGACAACAGGCAUAAAUCUUUCAGGGGGAAAGGGGGAGAGAGAGAGAGAGAGAGAGAGGGUCUUAAUUUUACUCGGAGGUCAACAUAAUAAACUUAUGGACUCGCAAGCUAAAAAGUCCAGCACCGAGAGAUGAAAGAUUGAGGGCAUAUUUACUUUAUUAGACAACACGGAAGAAAAGAAACGGCUUUUUCACGUUAAUGAAGACGUGAAGCUAUUGGUUGCCGAAUUAAACACGCGUAACCCCCGACGAUUGCGCAGUUUCUUCCUGUUAUUAGCGACAGACUGAAAAUGGAACGUAACAUAUAAAAAUCGAUGAGAUAUAUACAUUCAAGCACACAGGCAUUACAAUGCGGUAGCAUUAAUAAAUUGCUCGAUUGACGUCGUUGCAAAAUAUGCUGCCGUGAUACCGUGGAAAAUAUAGCAAAUAUCCCCGGCGUUCGUUUCCCAUUUUCCAUCCACAAUAAACUCCGCGAGGGUCGCGCCAAAUGGAAAAUGGAGAAAUUUAAUUUAUUAAACACUCGACGGCAUUGAUGUAAGCCUAGCUGUACGUUGCACAUUUUGCGAUUUCUGUUCAAGUAUAUCUUUCCUGGCCAGAUCGGUGUAAGGAUACUUGUGAAGCUCUUCACGGUACUCUAACGACAGUUAAAGAAUCGUUGCGUUCAAGAACAUAAGAGGAAUAUCGUGGAAAAGAAAACAAUAAUAAUGACACUCUAAAAAUGAUACAGCUGAUAUUACGGUUCUGAGUUAUAUCUAAAAUUAAAUCUCCGCGCGGGUAUGGUGCAUGGUUGGUUGUGUGCGAAGAAAAAGGGAACCGCGCGAUACUUACUUUUGCCAUUAUCUACAUCGUUAAAACUUUUGUCCCGAUCCUGUUCUAUGCCAUUAUGCCGUUACGUAUUUUCGCCGAUUCGAAUAUGCUCUGCGACGAGACUCUUUUUCUUUUCCCGUUAACGUUAAAUUAUCCACUCAAUAACGAAGCAACGGAGAGUUUCAUUUUGAGCGGCUAAAUUAAUCAGUCGGGGUUUCGAUUCAAGCGAACCUAAGCGCGUAAUUAAGCCCACGUCCGCUGAUUACGCUGAGAUUUCCGUAGCGUGUGCGCGAGCGAACGUCGCGUAAUUACAAUUAGCGCGUUAUGUACUCUUUGGUGUGUCGAAUGCAGUAUUUAGGCGCAUUUUGCGGGUUUGGCAAUCAACGGCCGCGCGGCAUUCGAGAAUACGUGAUUUGAUUCGUCGACGAAAUCGCGUUCGUGCGCUUCUCCUUUUUCCAGCAACGACCGCAACGACGCUCGUAAUCUCUUAGUUACGUGACUUGUGCAAUGUGAUUUCUCUGUACGUUGACCCUUUUGGCUUUGUUAUUCGGUCGCGGUAUUCGCAUGCGUGCUUCUCAUUACGCACACGUAGAAAAAAAUGUAAUUGAUUCAAUAAAGCGUAUAAGUUGCGGGCUGCCAACUACAGAUAUACUCGAUACAAUAAUAUACGCUAUUGCAGUGUCAACAUUGUACUUGCAUUAACGGCAAAUAUUAUUGAGUAUAUCUGUAAUUGGCAGCCCACAACUACACAUUUUAUUGGAUCAAUUAUUUGUUUUUCUGUGCAAUUUAUAGCAAUAUGCUCGUAACAUGAAUUCGUGAUCUUUUUAAAGUAAUUCUUCUAUGACUAAUUCUUUCUUUUUUAUAACGGCUUUGUCAAUUAAACAACUCACUCAAUGUAAAAACAUCACCAUUUCCGAACGAGACUCGACUCCGAAAGGGUUAAUAAUGUAUAUAUCGCUGCUAAAUCAGCGUAAUUAUGUUGAUGCGAUAAAACCGACACUGCGAUACUGAUGUAUUUAUAGAGUUCAACGAAAAGCUGUAGUUUAUUUUGUAAAAUCUGGCAGAUUCCUCAAAUGAGAAUAUAUUAUAAAUCCUUGUGAUUGUAAUUUUGUAUUUUAAUAAGUUCGCGCGACAGAACCGACGGGAAUAUAAAUGUUAAAAAACUUGUUAAACGUCACAGUCCUGGCGUUCUUGUCGCGGGCACGGCGGUGAAGCGGGAGAACGGGCUGUUUUAGCUGUUAGCGUGAUCGAGGGGGUGGCCGUAUCAAAACCAGAAUUUCAUCUGCCGAACAGUUACAUCGACGGGUUGCCUGUCAGCCUUCGCGGAGCCACGUGGCGUGCAGUCUCCCGUGAAAAGUUUCGCGAUAAAAAGCGCGAGAAAACGCCGGUUUGUCUCCCGGAAAACGCGCGACUUCUCCGUUGACAAGUGACACGAACCGCGAGAAUUUCGCGAAAGGCGUCAUCGCCGUUUCCCCGAGAUCGUAUAUAAUUUAUCACGGCGCCUGUCACCGGCCGAUCUCACGGGGAUGGAUCCGCUGGUGCAGCUGCUGACGAAGCAAGAACGGCGAUCCCCGGACGGGGAGGAACAACUUGAUUCGCGACGAUGUCGAUCGAUUAACAAAAAAUCGCGUCCGCAACGCGUGAGAACUGAACCGCCUCUCGGCUCGAAAGAUCGUACGCGAAUAAUAAUAAUAAUAAUAUUGUUAUUAUUUAUGUGAGCAACACAUGUCAUAUGUGUUUCGUCGGGAUGCAACUCUCGCCGAAGACGCCUCGGGGAGAGACUCGUAGGAGACUCGGAAAGAUCUCCAUCUCUCUCUCCCGAGACGCCGUCGUUCGCGAUGACGACGACGCGAUGCCAGGCAGGAUGAUGCUGCCUGGCUGUCGUCGGUUUAUUUGUACGUAACGAAUGAGCGACCGUCGCGAGAUUGCAUCGUGAUGCCGCACGAUGAUGCAUCGUCGAUGCUCCCUCGAGCGAAUCCAUCGCUCGUGUAUGUUAUGUACGCGUGUACGUGCGCCAGAAACGGACACACUUCAAUAUAGGAUUAAUUACCAUAAGAUCAUAGAGUACUUACGUAUUACAAUUAUUAUAUUGUGGUAUAAUUAAUUCCGCGUUUAAGCGAUAUAUAUAUUAUAUAUAUAAAACAAAUAUAUAAUAUAUAUAUAUAUAUAUAUGUAACUUCGAUAUUAUACAUGUAUAUCGAAGCAAACUCGUAUUUUGUAUGCGAGUUGCGCGCGGCGGGGAACCGCGAGAGCCCGCAUAUUAUCGUCUCAUUACUAAUAUUAUUAUAAUAAAGCACACACUACGCUCCAAAUGUA